AUGGGAAGAGACCCCACGAGGCACAACCAAAGUUUGCAUUGCCAGUACCACCAAGAAGGAGGGCACACCACCGAGGAUUGUAGAACUCUAUGGAACCAUUUGGAGCAAUUGGUCAGAGAGGGAAAGUUACAGCAAUUUUUGUAUCGGCCCAACAGACAAAGAGACCAACCAAGGUCAGGGGCUCAAGAGAACGCUUCUUCAAGGCCUUUGUUAGGCACAAUCAAUGUCAUAUUUGCUACGCCAGGAAGGACUGGUUCUCAUCCUUCUAGGGUGAUGUCUAUAGCUCAGCUACAGGCCGAGGACCAUAACCCUGAGCCAAAGAGGGCUAAAGUGGAGAUCUGUCCAACACUAAGUUUUUCGGAUGAGGACAAGAUAGGAACCAUCCAGCCGCACGAUGAUACUUCGAUGGUCACCCUCAGAAUAGGAGGGUAUGAUGUGAAGAGGGUGAUGGUAGACUAG
Quercus lobata is the source of this 459-nucleotide messenger RNA. RefSeq lists its product as uncharacterized. The transcript has a single exon. NCBI's taxonomy places the organism in Eukaryota, Viridiplantae, Streptophyta, Magnoliopsida, Fagales, Fagaceae. The record is from RefSeq and is a predicted model, not a curated record. The coding region runs from base 1 to 459 and encodes 152 amino acids.